UGGGCGCCCGGGCGGCGGGUCGCUCGCUCUAGGCCUCGCGCCCGCCAGGCUGCCGCAGCUCCGGUGGCGCGACGGCCGCGGCCAGCGCGGGCCCGGGCCGAUGGCGGCGUCCGCGGCGGCGUCCCUGUCGGGCCUGGCGGUGCGGCUGUCGCGCUCGGCCGCCGCCGCCCGCGGCUCGUACGGCGCCUUCUGCAAGGGGCUGACGCGCACGCUGCUCACCUUCUUCGACCUGGCCUGGCGGCUGCGCGCCCACUUCCCCUACUUCUACGUCGUGGCCUCCGUGAUGCUCAACGUCCGCCUGCAGGAUCACACGGGAGAAUCUCGAGAUGGCCUUGGCGUGGUCCUGGAGGUGGGGUGUGUGCUGCUGACGGACACCAGGACCAACGGGAAGGAGCCGAUGCGAGCAGGAGAGAACCCGGUCCUGCUGCCUAUCCUGCCCUACGCCUCCUCAGGGUGCUUGUUCUGGACCCUCGGACCCAGGACUUGGACUUUCAGGACUGAGACCCACACUCAUCCUGGGAGCCCCAGGUGCACAGAGGCCAGGCUUCGGGGUGAAUGUCUGGCCACCUGACCCCAGGACAGGCCCAGACCUGGCUGCACUAGCCCUUACAGUGUCCCCUGGAGCCCGAUGGCUUCGGGCUUUGUGCCGCUCUCACUCCAGGAAAGCCUCGGCCCUCCGGGGUCGGUCCUCUCAGGCGCGGCCUGGGAGCCUUCUGUCAUCCUGCUGGCCCUCCCAGAUCCCCUCUGACAGGAGCCACUCAUGGCUGUAGGUGUAGUGGGAGGCUUCCUUAGGCAGGCUUCCUUGACCCCCUUCAAGUCCUGCUUGUACCUUCUGGGUGACUCGCUCCCCAGCUGCAGUGUCUGUCCAUGCAUGUUUAGGGGUGCCAUAGACAGAAUGAGCUGGACUGGGUCUCCACCCCCAUUCCGGGAAGGGCUUGCCUGAGCCACCUGGGGACUAAGAGGCAGCUUCCCCGCUGCAAGACUGUGCUGCCAGAAGGUCCAGGCCCUGCACCCCCAGAGAAACCUUUCUGAUGCAGAGGGG
This is a messenger RNA of Suncus etruscus (white-toothed pygmy shrew), 1042 nucleotides long. Its product is annotated as small integral membrane protein 10-like protein 2A. NCBI's taxonomy places the organism in Eukaryota, Metazoa, Chordata, Mammalia, Eulipotyphla, Soricidae. The transcript has 2 exons. Bases 101 to 571 code for a protein of 156 amino acids. The record is from RefSeq and is a predicted model, not a curated record.